AUCCUUUGUAAACCAACUCCAUUAGAAUCAAAUCAUCUUCAAGAUAAAGAACUUCUAGCUGGUCAAGAUUAUUUACAUUUACAUCCAGUCUCAGAUACUGUAUUUUUUAUAUUUACAAAAGGUAUAUUUGAUAAUGAACAGAUUCAAUAUGCUUCAUUAUUAAUUGAUUGUUAUGAUUUAGCUGAUAUAGUUCCAGUCAAUAAAGUAAAUUUCACUUUACAACACUUUCAACAAAAGGAUCUAUUGAAAUAUCUAUAUCGAUUUCGUAUCACUGUAGCUAUCUCUGAUCAAAAUGAUAAUAUACCUAUAUUUAAACAAUCCAAAUAUUAUAUUAAAAUACCAGAACAUUUAUCAGAUGGUUCAUAUAUUACUGAAAUGAAAGCACAUGAUUUAGAUAAAGAAGAUCCAGAUCAUUCGAAGUAUUCCAGACAUCCACAAGAAUAUGAACAACCAUUUGAAAUUGAUCCAUUCAAUGGUAUCAUUACAGUAUUACAUAAUCAUUUAUUAGAUCGUGAACAAAUUGAAUAUUUUUAUUUAAAUAUAUUAGCUAUAGAUAAAGGAAAUUUAAUGACUCAUACACAAUUAAUUAUACAAUUAAUCUAUAUUAAUGAUCAUUUACCAAUAUUAUAUAAUAAUAAUAAUCAUAUCAAUAUUGAUUUUCUUGAAAAUCAAAAAAUCAAUACUUUUAUUGAUUUUAUACAUUUAAUUGAUUUAGAUAAAGAUUCAAAAAAUUCAAUGAUACAUUUAUUAUUAGCGAUAUUGAUUAAUCAAUUAAUUAUUGAUCGUGAAAAAAUCGAUAAAUUUUUUUAUCGAAUUAUUACAUAUAAUACUGAUAAUAAUAUGAAUAAUAUAAAAUCAAUAAAUAGUAUCACAUAUACAUUCACUAUAAAUAUAUUAGAUGAAAAUGAUAAUAUACCAUUAUGUAUAUAUCCUAUUUAUAAUCGUAUUAUUGGUGAUUAUGAUCCAGAUCAAAAUCAGGAUCUAGAUCAAGAUCAUUAUGAUCAUGAUCCAGAUCCAAAUCAUUCCAUAAUGAUUCAUACAAAUACACCAAUUUAUACAUUCGUUAUACAAAUCAAAGGUUAUGAUCCAGAUCAUGGCUUAAAUGGUACUAUAUUGUAUCAAUUAAAUCCAUUGACUAAUGGUAGUCAAUAUUUUUAUUUAAAUGAAUCUAAUGGUAAAUUAUAUACAAAUUGGUUCAUUGAUUCAGCAUAUGAUUCCACAAUGAUUAAUAUGGAUACGAAUCCAUCAUACGAUGCACCUAUUGAAGGGAUCUAUCAUAUCAAGAUAUCACUUAAAGAUAUGGGUAUACCAUCUUUAUCAUCAAAUGAAACACAAUUUUUUAUUAAAAUUCAUUCAUUUAAUCAAUCGAUAAUCAAUUCGAAUCACAAGACAAUGACAUUAUGUUGUUUAUCAACCAAUAAAAAAGACCAAUAUUCAUCGAAAAUCGAUAAUAAUCAAUCGAUUUGGCCGGAUACAAAUAUCAUACAUCAAUCAAUAAAUGAUCAUCUAAAUGUCAAUACUACUAUUAAUACUACUUAUAAUGAUCCUUUUGAUUACACAAAUCAUUUACAUACAAAUCCAAUCUGUUCAUUACCUUUCUCAUAUGACACUGGUAACCAUAGCAACAACAAUAACACUAAUGAUUAUUACUACAAUAAUAAUAAUCAAUUGAUAGGACAAAAAUAUACUUCAUUCAAUACAUCAAAUCUAUCAACUAAUCAUUUGAGUAGUUCUAUGAAUGGGACAUUGAUAAAUGAUCAUCUUAAUCAUGAUGUAUAUUUACAAUCAUCAUUACAUAGAACAAUUAGAAAUUCUAUUGUUUAUCCAACAAAUAUGAACUCAUAUUUAUCACCUAUAUAUGAUCUUAGAUAUUAUGAUGAUCAAUAUCAAAAUCAACAAAGAAAUAUGAAAUUCUAA
Schistosoma margrebowiei is the source of this 1917-nucleotide messenger RNA. NCBI's taxonomy places the organism in Eukaryota, Metazoa, Platyhelminthes, Trematoda, Strigeidida, Schistosomatidae. The record is from the annotation of a GenBank genome assembly.